AUGGCUGUCUCUUCCUAUGCUGCAUCUAAUCUUCUGGCACAAGUCCAGGGCCAGACGAUGUAUGUGCCACCUCUUGAUUGUCUUUAUUCUCAUUGGAAUCAAGGGGUCAACCCACUUGUAGAGGAAAUACGGCCUCUUGUUGAAGAGCUUCUGGUGCGGUAUGCCCCCCAAAAGGAAGAUCUGGACCACGUUCGAGCCUCUGCAUAUUGUCUUUUCGCAGCUACAUGGUAUCCAGACUGCGAUUUGCAGCGACUGCAGUUUGCCGUCAUAUAUGCAAUCUUUCUUUUCUUUUGGGAUGACAAUAUGGAUCGUGAAGAAGGAUCUUCUCAUCGAGAAUUGACCUACAAUAUCAAUCUUGGUACCCAGUACCGCUCCGAAGCCAAGGCAUAUGUCAAUUGGCAUCUAGGUUUCGAAGCCAACGGUUGUCCUGAGCCGGAAUACCGGAAUCCUCAACUCGAGAUGUUUGGCAUGGCGGCAAAAAUCUUGAGGAAAAUGACAGAUAAGGAUACUUUGAGUCGUUUCCGGGAUCACCUGUUCUUUUUCAUCUUGGGGCUUAGCUUUCCCAAAGCGUUGUUGGACUCACGGGAGAUGUUGGACUGUUGGACCGAAGUAAACAAGAACAUUAUCUUGUACGUGCUGAAAUUUGAUCGAAUAUCUUUGGACUUGCUGAUUGACUUUUCAUAUAGCGAAAAUGAUCUUCUCUCAUUUAAGAAGGAAGUGGCUGAUGGAGCAACGACUACCUUGAUUCCAGUCCUCAUGAACGAGCACUGCAUCUCCAUGAACGAAGCUGUAGCCCUGUCAGUUGCAGGGCUUGCUGAGUGCUGCAAGAGAUUUGACAUGGCCGCUGCCGCCCUGAGGAAACGGGCGAUGGAGUUUGACAUCAACGUUCAAAAUGAUGUUGGACGACUAGUUAGAUGUUUCGAGACUAUGCAGAGCGGGUGCUAUAACUGGAGCAAGAAGACCGACCGCUAUGGUGUAGGGCCAUACCGUAAAGAGGAUGGUUCUCUCCAGUUCCAGCUGUGA
Clonostachys rhizophaga is the source of this 1023-nucleotide messenger RNA. NCBI's taxonomy places the organism in Eukaryota, Fungi, Ascomycota, Sordariomycetes, Hypocreales, Bionectriaceae. The record is from the annotation of a GenBank genome assembly.